AUUACAGUUUUAGUAGUUUAUCGAGCUCGCAUGUGUGUCGACGUACGAUUAGAUAACCAACAUUUGUGAGAUAGUGCAAGUGAAUCAUGAGUCCGGACGAAGUAAUCGAAGAACCGUUUAAAAUUAAAAGAAUAACGUAUGAAACCGCGACUCCGUUUACUGCGCCAGUGCGGUAUGCAGCUAUUGAAGAGGUUAACGUGCCCUCGGAAUAUGUACAUGAACUAGACGUGUCUACUAAGGCUAGAUAUACCUAUGAACUUGACAGAUACAGUAAAAAUGCCAUGCUAAUAUUUGAAGGCAUAGAAAACUCAGACACAACGGACAGCAAUUCCAAAAAUGAGUUUCCGCAUAAUGACCUAAGCACAAGAUUAAAGGAAACCUUUGAAAAGUAUCGUUUCGAAGUUGAAAUCCAUCGAGGCUUGAAGGAUCAUGAGAUAGCUAGCACUUGUGAUACUUUUUUUCAGAGAGAUUUUACGGAAUAUGGCUGCGUAGGAAUAAUAAUGCUGCCAAAAAUCAAUUAUGGAUAUGUUGAGUCGUAUCACACUCCGAAAAGUGAGUUUGGAGUUUUGCGAUAUUUAUCCGAUCUUUACACUCCAACGCUGCAAGGGAAACCGAUCAUUUAUAUAAUUCAGACUGAAAGUUGCUACGUAAUCCCUCAAGCACGCGUCUCAUCCAGAAUGCCCCAGGACAUCCUUGAGUUUCGUAUUCCUGUUCCUAUCACUACACCAGAUGUAAAAGCCACGAUUGUAUCUUGUCUUCUGGAGUACGUAAAUACGGAAAUCGUCAGAUUAGGUGAUAAGACUGACCUGUAUACAAUCCUGAACGACUCCGUCAAAAAGUUUACACGGUCUGGGCAACACUAUGACAUCCCAGUUGGUUUCUACAGCUCCUUAACUAAAGAACUUUGGUUAGCUAACGCACAAGAAUGAUGGUUGAUGAUAUUUUAAUAUUUGAUUAAUGUGUUAUAAGGAGAGGAAACCAAUAAGCCUCUUUGUUCUGUGAUACAACAAUAUCGGCUCAUUUGUUAUCUAUUGAAUAAACCAAAGAUUGUUGAAUAAAUAGAUAGUCAGUAAUA
Messenger RNA from Trichoplusia ni (cabbage looper), 1075 nucleotides. RefSeq lists its product as uncharacterized. Gene Ontology annotation, molecular function: cysteine-type endopeptidase activity. The record is from RefSeq and is a predicted model, not a curated record. Gene Ontology annotation, biological process: proteolysis. NCBI's taxonomy places the organism in Eukaryota, Metazoa, Arthropoda, Insecta, Lepidoptera, Noctuidae. The coding region runs from base 87 to 929 and encodes 280 amino acids. The transcript has 5 exons.